Molecule: messenger RNA, 964 nt
Organism: Suncus etruscus (white-toothed pygmy shrew)
Lineage: Eukaryota; Metazoa; Chordata; Mammalia; Eulipotyphla; Soricidae
Gene: PSME1
Product: proteasome activator subunit 1
Exons: 11
Coding region: 97-846 (249 amino acids)
Biological process (GO): regulation of proteasomal protein catabolic process; regulation of G1/S transition of mitotic cell cycle; positive regulation of endopeptidase activity
Cellular component (GO): cytoplasm; nucleoplasm; proteasome activator complex
Molecular function (GO): endopeptidase activator activity
Source: RefSeq, a predicted model, not a curated record
CGGAGCUCGCGCCGUGCAUCGCCGCUUUCGCUUUCCCUUCCCCGCGCCCACUCCGCGCUCCUCGUAGGUCGGCGGCGGCGCCCGCGAUAGCUCACCAUGGCCACGCUCAGCCUCCAGCCUGAAGCCCAAGCCAAGGUGGAUGUGUUCCGAGAAGAUCUGAGUGCCAAGACUGAGAAGCUGCUCGGGAGCUACUUCCCCCAGAAGAUUUCGGAUUUGGAUGCCUUUUUAAAGGAACCAGCUCUCAAUGAAACCAACCUGAGCAAACUCAAGGCCCCAUUAGACAUCCCAGUGCCUGAUCCAGUCAAGGAGAAGGAAAAAGAGGAGAGGAAAAAACAGCAAGAGAAGGAAGACAAGGAUGGCAAGAAGAAAGGGGAAGAUGAAGACAAAGGUCCUCCCUGUGGCCCAGUGAACUGCAAUGAGAAGAUUGUGACUCUUCUGCAGCGAAUAAAGCCUGAGAUCAAGGAUGUCAUUGAGCAACUCAACCUGGUCACCACCUGGUUGCAGCUGCAGAUUCCACGGAUUGAAGAUGGAAACAAUUUUGGAGUGGCUGUCCAGGAGAAGGUGUUUGAGCUGAUGACCAGCCUUCAUACCAAGUUAGAAGGAUUCCACACUCAGAUUUCCAAGUAUUACUCUGAGCGAGGUGAUGCCGUAGCCAAAGCAGCCAAGCAGCCCCAUGUGGGUGAUUAUCGGCAGUUGGUGCAUGAGUUGGAUGAAGCAGAGUACCGAGAUAUCCGGCUGAUGGUCAUGGAGAUCCGCAAUGCUUAUGCUGUGCUAUAUGACAUCAUCCUAAAGAACUUGGAGAAGCUCAAGAAGCCCAGAGGAGAAACAAAAGGAAUGAUUUAUUGAGAAUUUCUACUCCUGAGAUGGUGAUUGCAGCAGAUGCCUUUUUGGGAGGGGAGGGUGUCCAAAUUUCCCUCUACCUUGCCUCCCAGGCACAAUAAAACUAGGCUAUGGUUGUCCAUUC